This is a messenger RNA of Ictalurus furcatus (blue catfish), 1204 nucleotides long. RefSeq names its product CUGBP Elav-like family member 4. The coding region runs from base 521 to 880 and encodes 119 amino acids. NCBI's taxonomy places the organism in Eukaryota, Metazoa, Chordata, Actinopteri, Siluriformes, Ictaluridae. The transcript has a single exon. The record is from RefSeq and is a predicted model, not a curated record. Gene Ontology annotation, molecular function: RNA binding.
UGUGUGUGCGUCGCCGUUUGCCUCCCCGAUGUCCCCGAGCUCCCUUUCCACAAAUGUUUGGAUUCUCACUCCACCCCGCGGGCCUUCGGCCGUGCUGCCCUGCCAUUGGCUGAUCCGGGCUUCAUAUGCAAAUUUGCAGCGAGAGGAGGCGGGGUCUAGACAAGUGCCUACGAACAUGACGUCACGCGUCAGAGUGGCAACUGACACACGGAGAAAAGAAACGGGAGCGCGGGAUGAAAAGAAAGAGAAUAACAUAAAGAGUGUGUGUGUGUGUGUGAGAGAGAGAGAAUUGGAGAAAAGAGAGAAAUAAAGAGAGGUGCGUGCAGUUGGCUUAUGACAGGGUGGAAGAGAGAGAUAGAGAGAGAAAGAGUGUAUAUGCGAGAGAGGAGGGGGUGACGGUGACAGGGAGGGAGGGCGGGAGAAAGUGAGAGAGAGUUUUGUGUGUGUGUGUGUGUGUGUGAGAGUGUGUGUGUGUGUGUGUGUGUGUGUGAGAGAGAGAGAGAGAGAGAGAGAGAGAAAGAUGGCUACAGUGACGGCGAGCGGAGUGCAGCAGGAGAAUGGCUUCAGCACCGCGAACAGCUCCAGCAGAAUGAACGGCAUUGCUCUCGGUCAGAGCUCCAUUCCCAUGAAGGACCACGACGCCAUCAAGCUUUUCGUGGGUCAGAUCCCACGCAACCUGGAAGAGAAAGACCUCAAGCCGCUCUUUGAGGAAUUCGGCAAGAUCUACGAACUCACCGUGCUCAAAGACAGAUUCACGGGAAUGCAUAAAGGUCGGUCACAUCCCGCUUUCCCUUCUGUCCUUUCCUGCCUCUUUCCACACGCAGACAUUUUGCGGUUUGAUAUGCAGGACACAACGCAAGUGCAUGCAACAUUCAAGUGAACGGCUUCUUGUGUGCGCGUGGGAGCGUACGUGCAUAUGUGUGUGUGUGUGUGUGUGUGUGUGUGUGUUUCCGUGUUUCUGUGUGUAACGUGUACGUGUGUAUAGUCGCACGUGUCCAUGCAUGCUCACAGCCUUCCCACGUCCUCGUGAAUAGCAACUACGGAACGACGCAGUCAAAACAGAGCUCCAGUAAUGUUUGUGUAAUGAGGAUCAUUUUAAGGCGACAUUUCAACGUAUUGAGAUGUUUAGCAUGUUAGAGGAAGGUCUUAAAAUUCAUCAGGAGUGAAAGUUUUUAGGGAGGACUCAGGAAGAUGCCAGACUUAA